Molecule: messenger RNA, 1966 nt
Organism: Tigriopus californicus
Lineage: Eukaryota; Metazoa; Arthropoda; Copepoda; Harpacticoida; Harpacticidae
Exons: 5
Coding region: 62-1834 (590 amino acids)
Source: RefSeq, a predicted model, not a curated record
GCCGAGGAAAAUUCAUCUCAGCACGGGACACGUCUGAGACUUGCAUCAAGACACAAGUCCAAUGUCCAUCAUAAGAGGCCCUUUGUUUGUGCUCAUCGCUGUCUUCUUGAUUGAAGAUAUUGCAGCAUACCUCCCUCCAGGAUGGCACAGUCCCCCAAUUGCACCACCUGAGAUACCUCAAACCCUUGGAAACGACGAGCCAUACUACUCAGGUCCAAGUUACUACCAGAGUUUGUCUCCAGGACGAUACUGGGGACAAAGGCUUUAUCCAAAACCCUUGAACACGUUCUACUCUAGCAACUCCCGCAAGGAUGAAACUGGCGUGAAAGUCCAUAGCAAUUUGGAGGUUUGGGAACUGGAAAAGAAGGAGCAAGCCAUUGAGAGUGUCAAGGAGGAGAUUGAGAGAGAAAAAGAGGCGAUUGAAGAGGAAGAGGAGGAAGUUGAGAGGAAGAAAGCAAUUGCCAAGCAAGCUAUUGUUCAGCAAGCCUAUCCAGGAGAUACUUUGAGUGUCUCUCCAGACAAGAGCAGUAUUGAUUACCAAAGAGAGCAAGAACUACGGUCUCGUGCCCGGGAGGAACACUUGGCCGAGUUGUAUGGUCAAUACCGUCGACCCUCCAGAUGGGAACAAUCCAAAUAUGCCGCUGAAUCAUCCUUCCAAGCAAAGAGAAAUUCAAAGAGAUCAAGAUAUGCUUGGUCUAAGAGUCAACCGUGGCUCAUAGACCCGCGAAUCACUCGCAAAUAUGGAAGUUGGAAUUCGAAAUCCGAAUCCUCGUGGGAAGCAGCUCGCCGCUUAGCUGAGGCCCGAAAAUACGGAGCCGCUUACUACGGCCCUCAGCAAUGGAACAACAAUCCAUCUCCCAGUUGGGGCGCCCAAUACGAAAGUAGUGCAGAAUCCGAAAGCCACAAAAACCAAUACGAAAAGGAAAGCUAUCAAAACCAUUCCGAGGUGGGACCCAACCGAUCUCUGAAACUUGAUGUUACUGAUGAUGAAGUCAAAGUCCCUGCUCCUGGAACCCCAACAACCACUGCAGCCCCUCCAGCGGCCCCCUACAACUUACCACCCAUUGAUUGGAGACGACGUUUCCAGAACUGGCCUUGGGGACCCAAAGCCAAGAGUUGGGGAUGGCACACACCAACCCCAGAUGCGUCCCCUAUUCACAUUAAGGUCGUGGUGGAGACCAAGUGCUACAACGCCAGUGCUCAUGAUGAUGCUCCCAAGGUCUAUCCGAUAGAACACACUCCAAGCAUUGAAAUACACCAAAAGGAGCAAGAUCAAUCCGAGAACGAGAUUGGCUCUACAUAUGACGACAUCAUGUAUCUUCCUGGACCUCUCUUGUCCCGUCCCCCUCCCCAACAAUGGCAAAGGCCGUCAAUCUCGCAAUGGAGGCAGAACGAAUUAGAGAGAUUAUGGAAAUCUACUCAUUCCCAAAAAUGGGGUUGGAACACCAGACACCAAGAUACGGAUUGGAAUCAGGAGGAGCCUUUUCGAUGGCAACCUGCCGUCCCCAAAUGGGAUCAGGGUGGCCAAAUCGCUGAUGAUGUAGAUUCGGAAAACCCUGACCUUCUUGCCCGACCAGAGCAGCCUCCAUCUUGGACACCACCACAAGGUGGGCCCUUCACCCGGCCUUUGAUCCAACAACAGGAGUUCUACCAGAACCAAAAGUACAACAAUGAGGCCCGACAUAACCAUCAAAUCUCCAAAUGGGGAACCGGGCCAAAUCACCAAUUGGGCCCAUCCUUGGCUUGGGAAGCCCAACAGCAGAGCCACAACCAACAAAGCCAGAAUUGGAAAGCGGCACAAUCAGGAUCCUGGGCACCGGCCUGGAGAAGAUAACUAACAACUACCUUCGCUCUAAAUCAGUUUGACCUUGACCUUGCCGGCAACUAUCUUUGUUUGGCCUUCAUUGCUAAGCUAAGCUAGAUGCAAUCAAGAUCAUUGGAGGAAAAAUAAACCUACUAGCUAUGA